AUGCUGCAAGGAUGCCGAAUGGGCCGUGGCGAUUCCGGCAAAGCCAUCCCGAAUCUCCUGUAUUACCGGUGGGACCAAGCUAGCCUUCAUGGCAUCAACAGCAGCUGUGAGGGCUGCCUGAAACCCAACCUGCAUACCCAUGCCCUUGACCGCCUUGCUACGCGGAUUCCCGAUGGCGUUAGUACACCCAAUGCAACUCCAGUGCAGGGAAGCCAUCCGUUUCACUUCAUCGAUGACCGAUAUAGGCACCUUAGUGCACACCAGAUGAUGCCGCUGCAGAUGAACGUCGAAGCAGCCACAAAUAAAAGCCAAAUAUAUCGCGAACACGGUGGUUUUCGUCAGGAACACGAUGGCAGGGUCACGAGACUACACUUAUGGACACACUAAAACUGGUGUUGAUUAGAGCAAAACCAGAUUACACCAAUAAAAUAGCGGAUAAAUGCGGAGCGAUAGCAGUA
Anopheles gambiae (African malaria mosquito) is the source of this 458-nucleotide messenger RNA. RefSeq lists its product as uncharacterized. The transcript is spliced from 2 exons. The coding region runs from base 1 to 387 and encodes 128 amino acids. The record is from RefSeq and is a predicted model, not a curated record. NCBI's taxonomy places the organism in Eukaryota, Metazoa, Arthropoda, Insecta, Diptera, Culicidae.